UGAAUUAAGAGUUUUUUUAGUGUGUGGCUUUAUAAGAGCAUCUUAAAACGUAAAAUUAUGUAUAUGAAAAUCUUUAAUUAUAAUGUCAAAAUAUGACAUUAUUUACUACUUAAUAAUAUCCUAGAUGCGCUGUUGAUAUUUUUUGAAGAAAUGGCUGCUCAAAAAGAAUAUGAAAAUAAGCUCCAAAUAAUGGUUGAUUACAUUGAACAAGAUGGCCAUGAAAAAGCAGAAGAAAUAGAUGUCAUGGCUGAAGAAGAAUAUUAUAUAGAGAAAAAAAACUAUAUUGAGAAAAGGAUCGGAGCAGUAAAAAAAUACUAUGACAAUCUUGAAAAGAAGUUUCAGCAACAGAUGGUAUUAGAUAUAUCAAAAUUAAAAAGCCAGUCAUAUCGGAAUGUCAUGAACUCUCGAAACAUGGUUGUGGAAAAUAUCCUCAAAACUGUCUUGGACCGGUUGAAUAAUCUGGAUUAUCCCGACAACGAGUGUUUGUAUAAGAAAGUACUUUUUGAACUCACUUUACAAGGGUUACUUCAGAUCAUGGAACCCAGAGUGGUUUUGCAAGUGCGUAAGAAUGAUCUUCCCUUGAUUAAAAAAGUGACGAAUCAAGCACAAAAUGUUUUUCACUCGCUGACUGGAAUGAAUGUGUCCGUUACAGUCGAGGAAUCUGAAUUCCUCUCGGCAAAAGGGAAAGGAGGAGUGAUACUGUAUACAAAAUCGAAAUCAGUUAGUGUGAAUAACACAUUAGAAAAAAAGCUGGAACAAAUGACUGCACAGCUUUUGCCUCGAAUACGUGAGAUUGUUUUCGGAAAGAAUCCUAAUAGAAGACACAACGAUUGAUUUAUAAAUAUCUAAAUUGUCCUUGGACGCUUUAUUUUAUACAUAACAAAAAUGAACUUGUGUAAGCAUCUGAUCAUUUAUAAAUGGGGUUGC
Molecule: messenger RNA, 927 nt
Organism: Macrosteles quadrilineatus (aster leafhopper)
Lineage: Eukaryota; Metazoa; Arthropoda; Insecta; Hemiptera; Cicadellidae
Product: V-type proton ATPase subunit E-like
Exons: 4
Coding region: 151-834 (227 amino acids)
Biological process (GO): proton transmembrane transport
Cellular component (GO): proton-transporting two-sector ATPase complex, catalytic domain
Molecular function (GO): proton-transporting ATPase activity, rotational mechanism
Source: RefSeq, a predicted model, not a curated record